AUGAGUGCACCUGGAAUGUUUUUAAGUAAUCCGUUCAAUUUUUCAUUUACUUUCAACACCGACGGAUGCAGUAUAUCUGAUUCUUCUACGUCUAGCGCCUGGCCCUUGUAUGUUCAGAUUAAUGAAUUAUCACCACAUUUACGGAAAAAACAUACUAUGCUGGCUAGAAUUUACGUCGAUAAGAAGAAACCUGUUACGAACGACUUUUUGAAACCUUUUGUAGACCAAGUUUACGAUUUAUUUACUACUGGUGUUUCUUGGGAGUCAAGUUCUGGUAUGGUUCUGUCAAAAUUUGUUGCUCUCAUAUGUUCCGUUGACUCACCAGCCCGCUCAUCAAUUUUACAAAUGAAGCAAUACAACGGUGAGUAUGGUUGUACUUGGUGUUACGCUGCUGGAAAAAGUUUUUCAAGACGACAUGUGUACCCGGUUGGUAAGAAUCCUAUCAAGCUCAGAACUGAUCAAGAAAUACGAGAUGCUAUGAUAAAAUCUCAUGAGACCAAUACAGAAAUUAAAGGCGUUAAAGGUCCGUCAGCUCUUAUGCUAUUACCGUUAUUCAAUUUAGCAAAAGGGAUGGUAGUUGAAACGAUGCAUUGUUGUUAUUUAGGUAUUAUAAAAAAACACUCUCAAUUAUUAUUUACGAAAGACUAUGAUAUCAUUAGUGAUGAAAAAUUAAAAAAAAAACAAAAAAGUAGUUGUACCUUAUUACAUCGGGAGGCCUAA
Messenger RNA from Cotesia glomerata, 720 nucleotides. RefSeq lists its product as uncharacterized. The transcript has a single exon. The coding region runs from base 1 to 720 and encodes 239 amino acids. The record is from RefSeq and is a predicted model, not a curated record. Lineage: Eukaryota; Metazoa; Arthropoda; Insecta; Hymenoptera; Braconidae.